This is a messenger RNA of Lemur catta (Ring-tailed lemur), 2603 nucleotides long. It is a transcript of the gene TC2N, whose product is annotated as tandem C2 domains, nuclear. Gene Ontology annotation, cellular component: nucleus. The transcript has 12 exons. The record is from RefSeq and is a predicted model, not a curated record. The coding region runs from base 170 to 1639 and encodes 489 amino acids. Lineage: Eukaryota; Metazoa; Chordata; Mammalia; Primates; Lemuridae.
GGCCUUUGGAUUACCAAAAUAAUGGAUGUGGAGGAAGUGAUAUUUUUCUCACGUGUUUUAUGAGUGCCAUCUUUCUUUCAAAUUUUGCCUGGACAUAGAUUUAGGUAUAUCAGGUUAAUAUUAAAACUGGAAGUUUGUAUCUUUUGCUGGAUAUUGGAAAUUGAAUGUAAUGGCAACAGAAUUUAUAAAGAGUUGCUGCGGAGGGUGUUUCUAUGGUGAAACAGAAAAGCACAACUUUUCAGAGGAAGGAGACUUUAAAGCAGCAGUCCCAAAUAGUCAAAAUAUUGCCUGUGUACCUCCAUUUACUUCUGUUUCCGUAAAGCCUCAGGUUGGCUGUACUGAGGAUUAUUUGCUUUCUAAAUUACCAGCUGAUGGCAAAGAAGUACCAUUUGUGGUGCCCAAGUUUAAGUUAUCUUAUAUUCAGCCCAGGACUCAAGGAACUCCUUCACAUCUGAAAGGACUUGAAGGAUCUGCCAGAGCAACUUUUGGAGAUCGAAAGGUAGAACUUUCCAGUUCAUUCCAGCAUGGACCGAGCUGUGAUGUAUAUAACCCAUUCUAUAUGUAUCAGCACAUUUCACCUGAUUUGAAUCGGCGCUUUCCUCCUCGUUCAGAAGCAACGAGACUGUAUGGAUCAGUUUGUGAUUUAAGGACCAACAAACCUCCCAGUUCCCCUGGGCUAAGCAAAUCUAUGUUUGAUCUUACAAGUUCAUCUCAGCGAUUCAUCCAGAGACAUGAUUCAUUGUCCAGUGUACCCAGUAGUUCUUCUUCAAGGAAAAAUUCUCAGGGGAGUAACAGAAGCCUGGAUACAAUUACUCUAUCAGGAGAUGAAAGAGAUUUGGGGAGAUUGAAUGUGAAAUUGUUUUACAAUUCUUCAGUAGAGCAGAUCUGGAUCACGGUUUUACAGUGCAGAGAUUUAAGUUGGCCCUCUAGUUAUGGAGAUACUCCUACUAUUUCCAUAAAAGGAAUACUGACAUUGCCCAAACCAGUACAUUUCAAGUCUUCAGCCAAGGAGGGUUCCAAUGCUAUUGAAUUUAUGGAAACUUUUGUAUUUGCUAUUAAACUUCAAAGUCUACAAACUGUAAGACUUGUAUUUAAGAUUCAAAUCCAGACACCCAGGAAGAAAACCAUUGGAGAAUGCUCACUAUCACUCAGAACUCUUAGCACACAGGAAAUGGAUUACUCUUUGGAUAUAACACCACCUUCAAAAAUUUCUGUUUGCCAUGCAGAACUUGAAUUGGGGACUUGUUUUCAAGCAGUAAAUAGCAGGAUUCAGUUACAAAUUCUUGAGGCACAGUACCUUCCAAUGUCAUCAACACCUCUGACUUUGAGUUUUUUUGUGAAGGUGGCCAUGUUUAGCUCAGGAGAGUUGAUUUAUAAGAAGAAGACACGCUUACUGAAGGCCUCCAAUGGAAGAGUAAAGUGGGGAGAGACUAUGAUUUUUCCACUUAUACAGAGUGAAAAAGAAAUUGUUUUUCUCAUUAAGCUUUAUAGUCGAAGCUCUGUAAGGAGAAAACACUUUGUGGGCCAGAUUUGGAUAAGUGAAGACAGUAAUAACAUUGAAGCAUCGAACCAGUGGAAAGAGACAGUUAUAAAUCCAGAAAAGGUCGUUAUCAAGUGGCACAAAUUAAAUCCAUCUUGAAGACUUUACACAUGAAUUUGGUGAAGAAAUUGACAUUCUUUUAGAAGACCUAUGAUUUCAAUUUGCUACUAAUGAGAGGAGACACUAUAUUUGUCAAUUUAUUUGGAGGCCAUAAUUAUAGUAUAUAGUGGAUCUGAUAGAAAACUAAACUUGAUGAAAAACGUAAUGAAUUUUAUUAGAUAUCCAAAGUGAAGAAAAUGUUUUAAAACUGUGCCAAAACAAACAGUAGAAUAAGAGGGUAGUAUUAUUAGGGCAACUAAAUAAAUUACAAAGUCUAUAAGAAUAUCAACCAUAGAUGGUUCCUUCUUUAUUAUGUUUUUGCUUUUGUCUUUUAAACUUUACCUAGGUAUUCAAAACCUAUUAUAUCAAAUUUCUGUUAGUGCUAUUAAAAGUGUAGAAGACUUUACCACUAUUUCAGUGCUAGACAUUAUUGAUUAGAUCUUGGUUCUGCUGUUUACCUCUUGCUAUAUAUUUUCUCUCAGCAAAAAUGAAUGGAACUAUUUCAACUAUUUUCUGUAUUUGGGGAAAGUUUGGAUACUGUGUUUAUAAUUUCUUACCCAUAGGGCAUCAAUUACAUUGUCGCUUUGUGUAGGCUAUGUAUCUCCAGGAAACUCUAAGAAACUUCAGAAAUAGAAAACUACAUUUGGCAGGAAUAAAUGAAAACACCAGAAAUUUGGAGUUUAAUUGGAAACCCAGAAUAUACAUAUUUUGCUGUUUUGUUCCCUCGAAUAUUUUACUCUUUGUUUUAUUUGGAGUUGAAAUAAGAGUAUCAUCCAUAUGGUCCGUCCUAAUUAGUAGAAUUAAAUGAGCUUAAAUAGCAAAUUCAAUCUUUUAUGAUAAUCACUCCCUUGUUUUUAGUUUUUAAAAUGUAAAUUAUUCUAGAAUCCAUGUUUUAAUAUUUUCUCACAUUUUUUCACAACUAUACCUGAUAACACUGUGUAACAAAUAAAUAUUUUGUAUUCCA